This is a messenger RNA of Sphenostylis stenocarpa, 1746 nucleotides long. NCBI's taxonomy places the organism in Eukaryota, Viridiplantae, Streptophyta, Magnoliopsida, Fabales, Fabaceae. The record is from the annotation of a GenBank genome assembly.
AUGUUGUUGCUUCGGCUUCAACCCAUUAAUGGAAUAUGUCGGUUCUCAGUGGGUACUUCAUUCCCAAAGGAGAAAAGACGAUUCCUUUUGAGACCACAAGCUGUUCCCUCCAGAACCCAGAGGAUAAUGGAGAGUGUUUCAGUGAGUGGAGAAGUUGGUGGUGCUGGUGGAGCGUACUCUUAUGAAGCAUUGAAAAGAUUAGACAAGCUAUGGUCAAGCAUAUGCUCCUCUCAAGAAGUUGUGCAACAGCCUCAGCAAGUUGUCUCUACCAUACCAGGCUUGUUUGGAUCAUCUGGUCUUGCUGACAAAGCAGAAGGUUCAUAUGAUGUGUUGGUGUGUGGUGGCACUCUAGGAAUCUUCGUUGCCACAGCCUUGUGUGCAAGGGGUCUUCGAGUUGCGGUUGUGGAAAGGAAUGUACUAAAAGGGAGAGAGCAAGAAUGGAAUAUAUCAAAAAAGGAGCUUUUGGAACUUGUAGAAGUUGGAGUCCUGGAAGAAGAUGACAUUGAAAGAGCCACAGCAGUGAACUUCAAUCCUAAUAGAUGUGGAUUUGAAAGGAAAGGGGAUAUCUGGGUCAACGACAUACUUAACCUCGGUGUUUCACCAGAAAAGCUUGUAGAGAUUGUAAAGAUACGGUUUAUCUCCCUUGGUGGAGUCAUUUUUGAAGGGUGCAGCGUCUCCUGCAUUAAUGUAUAUGAGGAUGCUGCAGUUCUGAAAGUUUCUGGGGACAAAAUAUUGUCAUCUCGUCUCAUAAUUGAUGCAAUGGGGAACUUCUCCCCUGUUGUAAAACAGAUAAGAGGUGGGCAAAAGCCCGAUGGUGUUUGCCUUGUUGUUGGAACAUGUGCACGUGGCUUUAAGACAAACUCCACUAGUGAUGUCAUAUUUAGCAGUUCAUCAAUAAAGAAAGUUGGGGACUCAAAAGCUCAAUUGUUUUGGGAGGCAUUUCCAGCAGGCUCGGGUCCUUUGGACCGUACUACUUAUAUGUUUACUUAUGUGGAACCUCAACCUGGAUCCCCAAAAUUGGAAGAAUUAUUAGAAGAAUACUGGGAUUUGAUGCCAGAAUACCAGGGUGUUUCACUUGAAAAUUUAGAGAUAUUACGAGUUAUUUAUGGAAUCUUUCCCACAUAUCGCAAAAGUCCGCUACCAGCUGCUUUUAAUAGAGUUUUACAGUUUGGUGAUGCAAGUGGGAUACAAUCACCUGUUUCAUUUGGUGGUUUUGGAAGUUUGACCAGGCACCUUGGGAGACUGUCAGUUGGAAUACAUGAAGCAAUCAAUGGUGAUUAUCUUGACUCAUACAAUUUGUCUUUGCUGAACCCUUACAUGCCCAACUUGAGUGCUUCAUGGUUGUUCCAAAGGGCAAUGUCAGCAAAGAAACAGUCCAAUGUUCCCUCAGAUUUUAUCAAUGAACUUCUCUAUACCAAUUUUAGUUGUAUGCAGAAGCUUGGUGAUCCGGUGCUACGACCGUUUCUACAGGAUGUUGUACAGUUUGGACCACUUUCCAAGACAUUAGGCCUGGUUCUGUUAACAAAUCCUCAAAUACUCCCAUCCAUAUUCAAACAGGUUGGUGUUCCUGUACUUCUUGAUUGGUCCAGACAUUUUCUGGGGCUUGGAUACUACACAUUUUUAUCGACCUUUGCUGAUCCUAUUGUGAGGCCACUGGUAAAUACAUUGCCAUCCAAGAUGAGUUUCCAGCUGAUGCGGCAUCUCGAGGCUUGGAAAUACGGAGCUGGUCUUGAUUAUAAGUUAUAG